Hippopotamus amphibius kiboko is the source of this 963-nucleotide messenger RNA. RefSeq names its product putative olfactory receptor 10D4. Gene Ontology annotation, biological process: G protein-coupled receptor signaling pathway. Gene Ontology annotation, molecular function: olfactory receptor activity; G protein-coupled receptor activity. The transcript has 2 exons. Lineage: Eukaryota; Metazoa; Chordata; Mammalia; Artiodactyla; Hippopotamidae. Gene Ontology annotation, cellular component: membrane. The record is from RefSeq and is a predicted model, not a curated record.
AUGAGAAAUCACACAGUGGUGACUGAAUUCAUCCUCCUGGGAAUCCCAGAGACAGAGGGCCUGGAGACGGUGCUUUUUCUCCUGUUCUCAUCAUUGUAUUUGUGUACUGUCCUGGGAAAUGUGCUCAUCCUUACAGCUAUCAUCUCCUCCUCUCGGCUUCACACCCCUAUGUAUUUUUUCUUGGCAAACCUCUCCACGUUUGACCUGGGUUUCUCGUCAACAACUGCUCCCAAGAUGCUGUCAUAUCUUUCAGGGCAGAGUCAAGGUAUCUCUUUCCAGGGCUGAGCUACCCAGCUCUUCUUCUACCACUUCCUGGGAUGUACUGAGGGUUUCCUAUACACGGUGAUGGCCUAUGACCGCUUUGUUGCCAUAUGUUAUCCUUUGAGAUACAUGGUCAUAAUGAAUCAUAGAGUCUGCUCCAUCUUGGCCACAGGGACCUGGAUGGGUGGCUGUGUGCACUCCAUUAUCCUAACCUCCCUCACUUUCCAGUUAUCCUACUGUGGCUCUAACAAGGUGGGCUAUCACUUCUGUGACAUACCCGCAAUCUUACCUCUAGCCUGUGAGGAUACAUCUCUAGCCCAGAGGGUAGGUUUUACAAAUGUUGGCCUUUUGUCUCUCAUUUGCGUUUUUCUCAUCCUUGUUUCCUACACUCGCAUUGGGAUCGCCAUAUCAAAAAUUCACUCAGCAGAGGGCAGGCAACGAGCAUUCUCCACCUGCAGUGCACACAUCACUGCAAUUCUUUGCGCUUUUGGGCCAGUAAUCAUCAUCUAUCUACAGCCCAAUCCCAGUGCUUUGCUUGGUGCUAUAAUUCAGAUACUGAAUAAUCUUGUAACCCCCAUGCUGAACCCCUUGAUCUAUAGCCUGAGAAAUAAGGAUGUAAAAUCAGCUCUGAGAAAAUUCUUGUACUGCCUGGACCUUCUCCCAGCACCACCAUCCUCCCCAAAACAUUUUUUAGUUCAUUAA